AGGUUACGUCGUGCGCUUUGUUCCAGAUGUGGCAAUUUGGAGAGAGUCCCUAAGCCAUCUCGGCAUCGGACUCUCGCAAUUAGAAUCGUUCAACUCAAAGCCGGAGGAGGAUUUGACUGCGGCGCUGGGGAGUCAACUUUUAAUGUGUGUGGAGUUGCUGACAUAUCUCCACCGUGGGUUCCCGUAGAACCACCACAGUCACCACCUUCAUCUCACCCAUGUUCCCCUGGACUCCAGACUGACGCAGAAACCUGACGUACGAAUCGGUGUGUGAUUUGCUGGUCUCGGAGUGUUGGUCGGAAGAUCGGAGGUAAAAUGGCGGAGGUGCUGCAGAUGAAGACCAACUUCUCCGGUAGUGCCGAGCUCGCCGCCGGCACAGAGGCCAAGGGAGGCGACCCCAACCUGCCGUACUCGGUGGAGACGCCGUACGGCUUCCACCUGGACUUGGACUUUGUGAAGUACGUGGACGACAUUGAGAAGGGCAACACCAUCAAGAAGGUCCACAUCCACCGUCGGCCACGGGGCUGCAGCUACACCGGCUCGUGGUGGACCUCCACCGAGUCCCUCUGCUCCAACGCUAGCGGGGACAGCCGGCACUCCUCCUACUCCUCCUGUGGCCGCGGCAACUACACGCCCGGCUGCGGCGGCGGCUACGGCUACGGUUACGGGCGCGGCCCGCCAGUGCCGCCCACCGCCUACAGCUCCCGGGUGGAGAAGACCCUGCUGGAGACCCGCAGGCGGCUGGAAGAGGAGCCGCUGGCGGGCGGUGACGGGAGGAGACCACGUUACUCCAGCCUCAGCAGCCUGCACGGGUCCACCAGCUCCCUGUCCGGCGUUGGUCAAUCCUGGUCCAGGUUGUCCAACGCCCCCCACAACGGCUCCCAGAGCUCCGCCCAGGGCCAGUUCACCCCCCUGAGCUCCGGGCUGGCCACCCCCUCCACUCCCGGCUCCGGACACCUCCACAACAUCCGUGAGCAGAUGGCAGCCGCCCUGCGCCGUCUACGUGAGUUGGAGGAACAGGUGAAGAUGGUGCCUGUCCUGCAGGUGAAGAUCUCCGUGCUGCAGGAGGAGAAGAGGCAGCUGAGUGUCCAGCUGAAGAGCCAGAAGUUCCUGGGGCACCUGGAUGGUUGGGGGGCACAGAGAGCCAGCAAGCCCAGAGGGGAGCUGUUCAUCGACAUGCCCGAGGAGGAGGACCACCGGCUGGGACAAUCAGAGGGAGGGUCUCUCCUCUCCCCGGCCCUGAGGAAGCUGACCCAGGGGGGUCCGGCCAACAGGACACCCCCCACCCUCAGGAGCGUUGGCAUCUGGGUGAGGGAGACGGACCUGGGCAUCACCCCGUCCAGCCUGCAGAGAGAAGCGGACCACCACCGCCACCUCUCCCAGCUCCUGGCCAGGAAGAUCUCCGGGCUGGAGCGGAGGCUGCGGGAGGCCGGGCUGGAGCUGGAGGGCGCGCAGUGUCCGGGGAGGAAGGAGACGGCGGACAAGGGGGGCCCCUCCCCUGCCCAGGCACCCGAGGGUGAGGGUGGCACGGCCGGGCAGGAAGGGAGGGUUGGGGAGCCACCGUUGCCACCACCCCGGGGUGACUCCUCCACCCCCCGGCCCCGACCCGCCACCGUGACGGGGCCCCCGUACGGCGGAGACGCUGGGACCACCCCGGAGGAGGGGCCCUUUAAGGAGGUGCCGGCCAAGCUGGUGAGCUGCACCAUCGUGACCACCCUGGCCUCCACAUGUGAGGAGCUGCCCUCCAUGAUGACCAGCGCCAUCACCGCGAGGCCCCACCGGCCUGGGCCCAGCCCCGCGCUCCUGCGGCAAGCCGUGCGGCAACUCACGUGUGAUGCCCAUGGGGGCGACGAGGCUGGGGCUCCAGUGCCGCCCCCUCGGGUCCCUGAGGUGCCUCGGGCGGUCUCGGCCUCCGGCGCGGAGACGGUGCACGAACUGGGCGCCUCAAGGCCAGGCCCGGCCCAGCACCAACACCCGUCGGAGGGCAGUCGGCAUCUGGUGAGACUGAGGGAGCCAGACCCAACCUCAGAUGACUCCACAAGGCCAGUUUCGCCACAUGGAGCGCAGCUGAAAUCCAUCAUGAAAAAGAAGGAGAAUGGAGCGGUUCCCGACAGCCCUCCUACGAAGAAGAGCCUGCAGUUCAUCGGGGUCAAUGGCGGGUACGAGUCGACGUCUUCGGAAGAGUCCGGUACUGAGAGUGGGCCGAGUGAGUCGGAGGGGGAGAGUACGGAGAGUGAUUAUCACGAGGCCAGCGAGAGACUGCCGGGGGAGCAGGUGGAGAGAGCAGGGAGCGAGACGCCUGUGGCAGGCUCAGCGCCGGAGACCCAGAGCCCGCCGCCCGUCCCAGCCGAGCCUCCGCGGGAAGCCAGGAGCUCGGGGAAGCCUCCGGAGACGGAGAGCGUGCGGGAAUCAGCGGAGCAGAGCAGGAGCAUGUCUGAAGGAGAGAAGCAAGUGCGGAUUGUCACGGGUGGGGAGCGUGUGAAGGAGGUGGUGGUGGUGCCAGGAGGUGAAACAGAGGCAAGAGUCACGUCGGGGCCAGAAACCAUCGCUCAGCCUGAAAUACUGAGCCCGCAGCAGAAAACAGACAGCUGCACGUUUGAGCUGACGGAGGGCUUGGUCUCGGCAUGUGUAACUCUGCAGAAACACCUGAAUGAUCCAGACGGCUUCACGAACAAAGACGUGAGGGUGAGCUACCUCACGGUGCAGCAGGAGUGGCUGCUGGUGUCCAGCCCCAAGGCAGCAGAUGUGGAGAUGGUGCGGCGAUACCUGGCCGUGUUCAAGGCGAUGUCCCCAAACCUCUUGGAGCUGAUCGUCAACAUGGCCGACGGCAACGGGAACACCACGCUCCACUACACCGUCUCACACUCCAACUUUCCCAUUGUCAAGCUCCUGCUGGACACAGGCGCCUGCAACCUGGACAAGCAGAACAAAGCGGGUUACACCGCCAUCAUGCUGGCAUCGCUCGCUGCCCUGCAAACCGACAGCGACAUGCAGACCGUCAUGCAACUUUUCUGCCAGGGUAACGUCAACGCCAAGGCCAGCCAGGCGGGUCAGACGGCGCUGAUGCUGGCGGUCAGCCACGGCCGCACGGAGAUGGUGAAGGCCCUGCUGGCGUGUGGGGCGGAUGCCAGUGUCCAGGACGACGAUGGCUCGACGGCACUGAUGUGUGCUUGUGAACACGGCCACGGUGAGAUCGUCGCACUACUGCUCGCCACGUCCGCCUGCAACGUAACACUGGCAGACAAUGACGGGAGCACAGCGCUCUCCAUUGCGGUGGAAUCCGGACAGAAAGAUAUCGCUGCCUUGCUCCACAAACAUCUGAAUCAGACAGCGGCUUCAAGCCCCUCCACUGGCACUGCCACCCCCGCCCAGCCUGCCACUCACCCCUGCUCACCUGAAGCCCAGGUGUAAGGGCUACCUGUGGGCCAUCGACCUGCCCGGCCACGGGAUGUGCUCGACGGCUCCCUCGCCUGGCGCUGCCGUGCCACUGCGGCCCUCUGCACCGUUAACCCACGGAGGGCCAGAACGCUGUGAACACACCAGCCCAGGAAGGCCAGACCCGGACCAAAGGGGCGAGCUGAUGCCACGCACUCUCCGGGUACAAUCCUGCUGCAUGAAAGCCCGCCAGACAACCAUCAGCUUUUUAUAUGAAGAAAGUAUAUCAGCUCUGUAAAGGACAUUCGGCCCAUCGAGGCCUCAGACUGGCCGGAUUCAUUCUUAAAAUCGGCGGUUUCCCCUCUCUCUCCUUCCCCCUUUCACAUUCCCUCCCUCCACCUCCAUCUCCCCAACCUCCCUUCCUCCCUUCCUUCCUCCAUUCUCAGUUGGUUUGUCCAUCUUGCCUGGUUUCUCAAGAUGUCCAGAUUCGGAUUUGCCUCUGGUCCAAGGCCUCUCCUCACGCCAGCAGUCAGUCAGAGAAUUCCAGCCAGACCUUCCUGUCCAGAUACAUCAGUCGGCCUGUACUUUUAUCUAUUGUCUAUCGUCUAUUGUCUAUUGCAUUGACUCUCUCUCCCACUCUCCCUCUCUCCCUCUCAGGGGCAAACAAUGGGCCCAGCACCUGUGGAUCCAACACUGAGAUGUACAGGUGGGCCUUAGUGUGGAGUGUAGAGUAACACAGACUCUAAACUUCCCUCUGAUAUCCUCCCUCUGUAGACUCUUAGACAGGGACACAAGAGACUGCAGAUGCUGGAAUCUUGAGCAAAGCAAGAUAAUUUUUUACUAAAGAAGGGUCUUGACCCAAAACGUCACCCAUUCCUUCUCUCCGUCCAUUCCAUACUGCCUGUCCUGCUGAGUUGCUCCAGUAUUUUGAGUCUAUCUUUACUGUUUCUAUCGUCAGUUUGCCCCUCUCUCCUCUUCCUCCUUUCACCUUCCCUCCCUCUGCUUCCAUCUACCCAACUUCCCAUAGAGUUGUGGAGUCAUACAGAGUGGAAACAGACCCUUCGGCCCAACUUGCCCACUCCGACCAACAUGUCCCAUCUACUCUAGCCCCACCUGGCUGUGUUUGGCCCGUAUCCCUGUCUGAUCCAUGUACAUAUCUAAUCGUUUCUUAAACCUUGCAGCAGUCCCUGCCUCAACUACCUCCUCCAGCAGCUCAUUCCAUACACCCACCACUCUCUGCAUGAAAAAGUUACCCCUCAGAUUCCUAUUAAAUCUAACCCUCCCACCCCCUUAUCUUGGACCUAUGUCCUGUGAUUCUCGAUUCCCCUACUCUGGGCAAGAGACUCUACCCAGGUUUCCAUGGAAUGAAGUAGACAGGUGAUGUUUUGGGUUGAGACCUUUCUUCAGCCUCGCUUGUCCAUUCCUUCCACAGAUGCUGCCUGACCCGCUGACGUUCUCAAGCACGUUGUGUUUUGCUCAGGCUUCCAGCAUCUGCAGUUACUUGCAUCUCCAUGAAAGCUCUUGGGUUGCUGAGUUCAGGAGGAUGAGCUAACUUGGAUAUGCCCAGGCCCCUCAGCCAGGAACCAGGAAGGACAUGCAGAUAAGGGAGGGGGGGAGGAAGAAAUAACAUCUCUAGAUCAGACCCUUCAGUGUGUGUUUGUGGCAGGAGGGAAGGUCCCACACCCACUCCUCAUCUCCGUGCUAUGGAGAUAUUUGAAGGUGAGGUUAAGUUUGAAGAAGGUUCCCAACCCGAAAUGUCACCCAUUCACCAGUCUGAAGAAGGGUCUCGACCCAAGACGUCACCCAUUCCUUCUCUCCAAAGAUGCUGCCGGUCCCGCUGAGUUACUCCAGCAUUUUGUGUCUAUCUACAGUUUAGCUUAGAGAUACAGCACGGAAACAGGCCCUUCGGCCCACUGAGUCCGUGCCGACCAGCGAUCCCCGUACAAUAGCACGAUCCUACACACACUAAGGACAAUUUACAAUUUCACCAAGCCAAUUAACCUGUACGUCUUUGGAGUGUGGGAGGAAACCGGAGCACCCGGGGAAAACCCACACGGUCACGAGAAGGAACGGACAGACUCCAUGCAGGCAGCACCCGUAGUCAGGAUCAAACCCGGGUCUCUGGCGCUGUGAGGCAGCAACUCUAUCGCUGCACCACAAUGACACGAGGUUGGAAUCAAAAUUCUCUUGCGUUUUGAGGGUUAGAACUGCAGAGCCAGUUUGUGAGCCCCAUUCACCCCUUGGUUAUUAGAGUGCAAGAGGCUUAAAUUAAAAGCACCCCCUUUUGUUUUGCUGUAAGCGGGCGUGAGGAGGGUCAGGACUGGGAUCUGUGCACUGAGUUGCCCCAGAUUAUACACGGUGCCCGGCACGAUCCCUGAUAUAUAAACCAGCGCAGUGGCUGUAUCCGUGUGUAGGUUACUCUGCUAAUAUUUACAGGCACACACUCCUCUGCUGAUGCUGUGUUCUAUCCCCUACUAGUGAGCAGUUGUGCUAUCAAUGUUUCCUGCCGAACAUCAAGACCAGAUCUACUCCUCGGUGUCUUUGUAUUAUCCUUUUUACAGAAAUAUCUAUCAAGAGUUUUGUAAUCCACAUAUUGCAAUACAGCAAAAAUGAAUCAGUC
Leucoraja erinaceus (little skate) is the source of this 5995-nucleotide messenger RNA. RefSeq names its product KN motif and ankyrin repeat domains 2 (gene kank2). Gene Ontology annotation, cellular component: cytoplasm. Bases 316 to 3411 code for a protein of 1031 amino acids. The record is from RefSeq and is a predicted model, not a curated record. Lineage: Eukaryota; Metazoa; Chordata; Chondrichthyes; Rajiformes; Rajidae. Gene Ontology annotation, molecular function: protein binding. Gene Ontology annotation, biological process: negative regulation of G1/S transition of mitotic cell cycle; negative regulation of transcription by RNA polymerase II; negative regulation of cell population proliferation. The transcript is spliced from 13 exons.